GGUAGAAUACUUGGAAUAGGUACGUAUACCGAGCUAGCUUCAUCUGGUAUUGACUUGAUAUCUCUAAUCAAGACCAAGCCUACCCAAGACGCCGAAGAUAGCUCAGUUGAUAGUGCAUUAGAAGAAGAGGAAUCGAGUGAAUCGUCUAUGCUGAUAAUACCAGACAAAAGCCCAAAGAGAUCGAGUUCUAUAAAAGCAUUGUGCAAUCGAAGAAGUUUCUCGUCAUUGACUGACAUAGAGCUUAAGCUGGACACUCCUGCAAAUGAGUCCCAGAUAGCACAAGAGGUGGAUGUUGAGCCUGAGGACCGGCUGCGCGGCAGCAUUCCUUGUCGGUUUUACUUAAGACUGUUCAACACAGGUGCAAACUUUUAUGUCCUGGCGCUUUUGUUUAUUCUCUUCAUUCUUACUCAGGGAGCUUAUACCUUCGGGGACUGGUGGCUAGCGCAUUGGUCAGAAACUAACUCAAGAUUUGUCGCAGAGCAGAAUCGCCUGUCUAUACUACCAUCAAAUGCAACCGACUCUCCUCACCAAGAAUUUAAUAAGUUCUUCUAUAUUUACGUCUAUCUUGGUGUUGUCAUAGCAACUUUACUGYUKUCCAUUGCGAAGGUGUUUCUGUUUUUCCAUGUCAAAAUCAAYGCUUCAAAAAACCUGCACAAUCAAAUGUAUGACGCAGUUAUCAGAGCCUCGCAAUACUUCUUCGAUACCAAUCCUCUUGGUCGAAUUAUUAAUCGAUUUUCGAAAGACGUUGGAUAUACGGACAACAUGUUACCUGAAACGUUUUACGAAUUUCUGCAUCUCUUCAUCAAGAGUAUUACUAUAGUGACCGUUAAUGUGAUCAGCAUGCCGUGGAUUUUGAUUGGUCUUGCACCGUUA
Exaiptasia diaphana is the source of this 873-nucleotide messenger RNA. Its product is annotated as multidrug resistance-associated protein 4. Gene Ontology annotation, molecular function: ABC-type transporter activity; ATP binding. The transcript is spliced from 6 exons. Gene Ontology annotation, cellular component: membrane. The record is from RefSeq and is a predicted model, not a curated record. Gene Ontology annotation, biological process: transmembrane transport. Lineage: Eukaryota; Metazoa; Cnidaria; Anthozoa; Actiniaria; Aiptasiidae. The annotation marks the transcript as partial.